Messenger RNA from Aspergillus heteromorphus CBS 117.55, 1142 nucleotides. RefSeq lists its product as uncharacterized. The transcript has 2 exons. The record is from RefSeq and is a predicted model, not a curated record. Lineage: Eukaryota; Fungi; Ascomycota; Eurotiomycetes; Eurotiales; Aspergillaceae. The coding region runs from base 428 to 1108 and encodes 226 amino acids.
GCGAGUCGCAAGGCCGCCGCUGGUGCGGUCUAGAGGUCCUCAGUCACACGGCUCUUCUUUCCCCCCCCUCUUUCUGCCCUUCUCAUGGAUACCUGUCCCCAGUGGGCUUCUGUACAAUAGCAUUAGCAUAUCAUAUCAUCCCAUAUCUUUAUCAAGGCAAAUCGCCUCGUGCCACCUACCCGGGCUGAACAAGAGACCUCGAUACCCCCCUGGACAAAGAGACAAAAAGACACCGGGAACCCUCCUCACGACGUGAUGAAAGAGACAUGCAUCAUACAAUCACUAGCCAUAUCUCUUUGUUUGCCCGUCGUCGUCGACUAUCUCCAUUCUUUAUAAAAGUAUCCAUAUAUGAGAAGAGACGAAGCCCUCCCUCGGCUCACUCGCAUACAAAUUUACCCAGUCCUCCUACCUCGUUUAUCCCCCCUCAAUGCAAGUACCCGAGGAGUACGCUCCCUGGGCUGCCUUUCAACUCUCCCCGAAUCAAUUCUACGCCAUAUUCAAUCGCAUGAAGGACAUGCUAAUCGCACCGCCUGUGGACUCCGACACUGACAGCGACAGCGACAGCGACGCCAGCAACGGAGGUACCAUCCAAAGCCCUCCAACGUCGGGCGUCGCUGUCCCCCGUGGCAGAAAGAAAACCGUGCGCUGGGGUACGGUUGUGGAAAUCCCUUAUAUCGAACCAAUUAAGUCCCAGGGUAGUGGUGGCAAACGUGGCGAAGGCGACAAAAGAAAAGGAAAACACGCGCAGCGCUCACCACCGCGGUACCCCUCCAGACUGCAUUCAAUUCGGAAACCUCCCACCAAGGGUGACCAAGAAAUGCUGUGCCAGAACCUCUGGAACCUGGCGCAGACGACCGAGCGUCGGUUGUUCUUGGCGUACGACUUGAUGGAACAGAUGGGGACGGACUUCAUGGACAGCGUGAUGCGGCAGGAAGAGGCGUUCCAGACUCUAAUGGCUGACCAGCGGGCGCGGGCGGCGCAGCGGGCAUUGGGCCAGCCGAGCCCUCCUCUGUCUCACGGGCGGAGCCAGAAGAGGAGGAGUCGGGCAGAGAGGAACCCCAGGCGCCAUCAUUCGGCGGAGGUCAUCAUCUCAGCUAGUUGGAUGUAGCAGGGUUGGUUGUACUUUAUUGAAAGAAUGAUUC